GGUCUGGGCAGAAAUUCUGGAAGAAUCGUAAAGGCGACGAGGAACACAAGCCGCCGCCGCCGGUCUGUUGCCCUUCCGGUCUCCCAACCCUAGCUAGAGUUCUUCCGGAAUCUACCGAUCCACGAGGCGAGGAGGAUCACGAUGCCGCCAGGGGGAGCAGGGGGAAGCGAGCAUGGCCGCACGGGAGAGGAGCAGAACCAGAACCACCCGCCGGCGAUCCGCCGCCGCGACGAGCCCCAUCCCGCGUCGCCGUUCCCCGCCGUAGCUUCUCAGAAGCAGAGGAAGAAGAGGAAGCCAGCGUCGGCGGCAGCGGAGAGCGUCUCCGAGGGCCCCCUCGUCGAGAUCCUGGCGCGGCUGCCCUACCGGUCGCUCUGCCGCUUCCAGUGCGUCUCCAAGCAGUGGCGCCAGCUCUGCUCCGACACCAUCAAAACCAUCAAGAGGGCGCCGCAGACCCUCGCCGGAUUCUUCCAUAACCGCCUGGCCGGCAACCUCUGCUUCAGCAAUCUGUCCGGGGGGCGCCCGUUGGUCGACGCUUCUCUCCCUUUCCUGCGCGGGCGAUACCAAAGAUUCAAGCUCCAGCAAUGCUCCACCAGCCUCCUCCUUUGCAAAUGCUGGGGAUGGUUGUCGGAAAACGACGAAUUUGAUUUCGUGGUGUGCAAUCCGAUGACCGAGCAGUGGACCGUUCUGCCUCCUAUAGAAUGGCCGGAUGACAAAGACGACGACGACGACCCCCAAUGUUUCAAGCUGAGGUAUCCUUUCCUGGUUUUUGACCCGGCCGUUCCGUCCCGUUUCGUGGUGUUUGCGCUCCUCAUUGAGUCGGUCGACGAUGUGGCGAUAUACUCGUCGGAAACCAGGCAAUGGACUCCGAGCAGUGGAUGGGAAUACAUGGAGUAUCCUGCUGUUGUCCCCGAUUGUGCCGUCUUCCUCAAUGGCAUGAUGCAUUUCUUGCAUUUGUCGAUCGAUGACCCUUUCAUAGCCGUGUUGGACAUUGAGGGGGAGGUUUGCCGGAAAAUUGCUGCCCCCGAUGGAAUGCUAGGAGCCACGCCUGGCUAUUAUGGUUCGGUGGGGUGCUCGCAGGGGCUCCUGCAUGCUUGGUACAUGGAUCCUCAUGAUUACGAGCUCUCUGUGUGGGUGCUCAAGGAUUAUGCUACUGAAGAGUGGACCCUAAGGCAUGCUAUCGACGUUCCACAACUCUUUGGAGAAACAGAAUCCGACCAAGAGGAGGAUUGUGACCAAGAGGAUGGCUCCUGUAAGUAUGAGAUGUUUGCAAUUCAUCCGGAAUACAACGUGAUUUUCCUUACUGACCGGAAGGCGGUGAGUCUGUCGUAUGAUAUGGACAGCGGGCAAGUACAUCCGAUGUGCGCUUCUGGAGAUUUCCUGGGUGGUCUACCUUUUAUUCCCUGCUUUGCAGACUUGGCUCUCGGAUGAUCACUAACGCCUCUGCAAAAAUCACUCUUCUAGUUCCGUUGCAUUUGGACAUGUCCUACUAUUCCAAGUUAUGCUCUUCGGUUGCAUCCGUUUUCUAACGUUAAACAAUGUUGGUCAAUGGUAGAGAUUUUGUAAGAGAGAAGCGAUCCCAUGGAUAAUGUUUGGUUGCAUGAAUUACCUAGUCACCUGACACCUAAUAUAUUUGCUUUCAUGCAGUACUAA
Hordeum vulgare subsp. vulgare (domesticated barley) is the source of this 1650-nucleotide messenger RNA. RefSeq names its product F-box protein At5g49610-like. The record is from RefSeq and is a predicted model, not a curated record. The transcript has 2 exons. NCBI's taxonomy places the organism in Eukaryota, Viridiplantae, Streptophyta, Magnoliopsida, Poales, Poaceae. Gene Ontology annotation, molecular function: protein binding. Bases 142 to 1428 code for a protein of 428 amino acids.